This is a messenger RNA of Schistosoma spindalis, 3945 nucleotides long. The record is from the annotation of a GenBank genome assembly. Lineage: Eukaryota; Metazoa; Platyhelminthes; Trematoda; Strigeidida; Schistosomatidae.
AUGAGUUAUCCACCAGAUGCUUCACGUUCAUGUCAUGAAGCUGAUGGACGUAGUGAUCGAAGCGGUGGUAGUGGUGGUGCAGCUAGUGGGAGUGGGGGUGGUGGUGUUUAUGGAACAUUAUGCAGUGCAUUUGGAGGUAGCAAAUGGUCAAGCAGUACUGCAUCAUAUGAAGUUGGACCUGAUCCCAUAAUUUCCGUAGCUCCAUCAAAUACAAAUGAACGGAUGAUUUCAAAUUGGAAGAAAUGGUCGUUAGGUUUGGAUUAUUUACUUCAGGAUAGUGAAGGUGUAGCCCUUUUUAAAUCUUAUCUUCAAUACGAAGGUUGUGCAAAUCUUCUUGAUUUUUGGUUUGCAUGUCAAGGUUUCCGGAGUAAAGUUGAUCCUUCUGAUCACCGAAAAAUAACUCAAUUGAUUAAAGCAAUUUAUCGUACGUACAUUAGAGGGGCUAGCAGUAGUCUUAAUUCUCAACCUCUCCUUUAUUUGGGGAAGCAACAGUCCACUCCUGUGCUACAAAACCGAAGUGAACCUAUUCGUCUUAGGUCAGAGACUAGGCAUGCUAUCACAGAAAGAAUUUCACGUAAGCAUACUUUAGACCAAACUGUGUUCGAUUCGGCUCAAGCAGAAGUUGAACACUUUCUACGAACAACAGCAUAUCCUGCUUUCCUUAAAUCUGAUACUUAUGUCGACUUCCUACAAACAGCUCUGGAAGGUUCUAUUCGUAAGUUUCCUACGUGGGAACAAACGGUCUCUACCUCGUUAUUCCCAUAUACUGGUGACAAACAGUUAAGUACAGCUACUAACCUCUCAGAAUGCCCGUCAAACAUGGCAUUAGGAGGGAAAGUUCUCCCAACUUUGGAUGAAGAUCGUGAGUUGCAGUCUGAAGAACUGUCACUAUUGCACCCUUCAAGGCAAGCUUGCAGACCUGCUUGUUGUCAAAUACUUUCAUUAACUGAUACAGCUGCUGUUACGCCUGAUUAUGGUCAUUGUCAACACUGUAAGAAAUGUCAGUUAUAUAAUCCAUGUUUACCACUGGAUUAUUCUCAACCUAUCCUAAGACCACCAUCGUGUUAUCAACAAUCGCCAGUUGUGCCUACUAGUUCAGCAGCACCUCUAACUAUGGAAAAUUUGCAAAUGACUCGAUUUUAUCGUACAGAAUUAUCGCUACAACGUUCUUAUUUUAAUCCAUCUCAAAAUCCUUAUGUUACAAGACCUAAUCAAGAAGGUGAACCUGUUGGACAUGCACAUGUAUCACGUGCUUGUAGUUCAACUCCAUGGCGUUUUCACAAUCGCCCCAACUACGCUUACACUCACUGGGCAGAUGCGAUGUGUCCACCUUCUAUGGAUCCACGUUUAGGAAAUUUGCCCAGUCAACCGCCUAAUCCAUAUCAUAUCUCCUAUGCACCAGUUUCAGCACGUGACUCAGAACAUCAUAGUCUUUCAAGUGAUGCACGAACUGAUGAUACUCAUUCACAUACAGAUAGUAGCCACGACGGUGCUUGCAAUCGUUUACGUGCUCUUAAUCAUCGUUAUCCAAGUCCAUUUCAAUCAUCACGUUCUCAUAAUAACAAUAAUAAUAGUAAUAAUAGUAAGCGUCAAAAUCAACUCUCCCAUCAUCAUCAUCAUCAUCAUCACCAUCAUCAACGUCAUCUAUCUACCGGUCCACAAGGGAGUAAUAGUGGUGUUGGUGAAUUAAUGGUACAGUGUACUUCUCCUAAAUCAUCAUCAUUUCCAACUUCUUUUCAAAGCCGUUUACAACAAUCUAAUCCAUUUUGUCGAAGUCCGAUUGGGAUUGGUGGUGCUGGUGGUGAUAGUCGUAUCAAUUAUCCUUUGGAGACUUUUUCAACCAAUCCAAGUUGUCCAAUAAGUACAGCUCCUAUUACUACUAGUAAUAAUGGAAAUAAUCAAGGGGUUGGAGAGAAAAUCGCUCAACAUUCAAUAACAGAUCCAAUUAAUAAUAAUAAUAAGUCACAACAGCAAAAACAUCAACGUCGUCUAGCUAGACGUGGUGCCAGUUCUCGUCCUUUCAGUGAUAAAACAAAACUACAUAAUAAUAACAAUUAUUGUACGGUUGGUAGUGCUGCUGCUGCUGCCUCUUCUGCUGGAAAUCCCACCGGAUUGAAUGUUCCAGUUAAACCAAGUAAUAAAUCAUCAACCAGUCGAUCAUACAGCAUGGCUGAACAUGAUCCAAAAGCUUUUGCACAAAUUUUAUCAGAGAAACUACAACGUUUAUUAAAUAGUCAAUUAGUUACAGAACGUCUUGACAAUCUUAUGAUUGAAACUAGUCCAAAUAUUCAAGAAAGUCAAGAACAAGUUAAUGAUGAAAGUACCAAUGUAAUGAUUACAGAUUAUAAUAAUAAUAAUAAUAAUAAUAGUAACAAGUCUAAGAAAGAUGAACCAUCUAUUAUCAGUAAUACUUCAACUGUUAUUACAUUCACAACAACUAAUUGUUCUAUGGUUACAAAUACUACUAAUAUUAUUGAAACUACUACUACUACUACUAUUACCAAUACUACUAAUACUAAUACUAAUACUACUAAUUUAACAAAUACUCAAUCAAAUUUUAUCAUUCAUAAUAAAAUUACAUCAUCUAUUAAUAAUCGAUUAAUGAAUGAUAAUACAUCAACUGUUGCUGUUAUUACUACUACUACUAAUACUACUACUACUACUACUACUACACCUUCAGUACUUCAACGUCCAUGGGCUGAUAAAUUAUUAGCUGCUGCUCGUGUUCAACAUGAAAAUACACGUGAAAAUGCUCAGGCUAUUCUUGAAGAUCAUUGUUCAAGAAUAUGGGCUGCAUCAGCUGAUCGUACUCCAAGUAGUGGAGGAGGAGGAGAGAGUGGCGAUGGAAGUAGAGGAGGUGGUCAUCUUCGUGAUGUUGAUGAUGAUGAUGAUAACAACGUUACUAAUGAUAUUGAUCAUAUUGGAAUUGGUAUAGAUCUUAGUAUGCAUUCAACUAGAUCUCAUAAUACUACAACAUUAGAUGAUAAUUCAUCUCAAAGAAAUAUUUCAUUGAAUAUAGAUGAACGUUCAUAUUAUCCAUCUACUUCUUUAAAUUAUAAUAGAUCAUAUAUUACUGAUAAUAAUGUUAUCAGUAGUGUUAAUUGGUCACAUCCAACUAAUGAUAUAACAAAAUCGCAACAAACACAUGAUAAUCAUUCAUCAUCAUCUUAUUCUAUCAUUGAAAAUAAUCAAACUAUAAAUCAUUGGAUGAAUAAUGAAAAUACACAAUGUAUACCUAACAAUAAUUCUAUAAAUCCAUAUAAUAAAUCUUCCAAUACAAUUGAUCCAUCAAGUACAAAAUCAUUACCAGUAAUCGUUCCACCAUGGUUUGCAUCAUUUUCUCAAUCGAAAUAUUCGCAUAAAACAUCAGAUAUUCAAUUACAUACACAUUGUACAGAGCCUUUAGUCGAUUCUAUUAAUACCACUGAUGCUGCAAUAUCUAUACAUGAUACAGAUCGAACGGAAAAUAGUCCAAUUAAUAUUGGUAGUAGUAGUAGUAGUAGUGGUACUACUGCUACCACUACAACGACUACAGCUUCUACUACAACUAGCAGUACUAAUGAUCAUCAUCAUCAAGGUUCUGUUACAACUAACACCACAUCUCAAUCAACUCAUUCUUCAUCAACAUCAGCUGUUUCUGGGACGUCGAAUUCCACACCAGGAAGUUCCGGUGUAGGUGUAUGCACCUCGUCCAAUUCACUUGUUAUAGGCUAUUAUAUGGGUGAUGAUCCGGUACCCUAUAGAAGUUUAUGGCCAUCGUCAGAGAUUACACUUGGUCAAUUUAAACAAUUAAUUCCAAAGAAAAAAGGCUUAUUCCGAUACUUUUUUAAGAAAAUUUCAGAUGAAUUCGAUUCCGGUGUUGUACAUCAAGAGAUUACAAAUGAUGAUACUAUUCUACCAUUAUGGGAAGGUAAAAUUGUUGCUAAAGUUGAACGAAUUGAUUAA